UAUUUUAUCAGAAGACUCACCAGUUCAGUUCUCUCUCUCGCCUCGCCGUCGACUCUCUCAGCCUUCAUUCCUCGGACUUCGUCGUCUCCUUUCUCCGUUAAAAAGGGUUUUACAAUCAGCAAAAAAUGUAUCUUCAGUUUUACAUAAACGAGAAUGGUGACAAGGUCUACACUACCAAGAAAGAAUCACCACUUGGGUCGCCUACUGAAUCUGCUCAUCCUGCACGCUUCUCUCCUGAUGACAAAUACUCGAGACACCGCAUUCUUUUGAAGAAGCGUUUUGGAUUGUUGCCAACCCAGCAGCCCCCACCAAAAUAUUGAAUACCUUCAUUGGUUCAACCUUUGUGUUGUCGUAUUUUGUGGUUAUGAAUUUUGAUCCUUCCUAGUCCGUUUGCAUUAAAUCUUUCUGCUUAGUCUGUACUAAAUAUCUCUACUACCUGUUUACAGCAGACAGAUACAGAUACUGUUUUCUGCGUUAUUAUGCGAUAGUUGAGUUCAUCA
This is a messenger RNA of Morus notabilis, 500 nucleotides long. RefSeq names its product H/ACA ribonucleoprotein complex subunit 3-like protein. NCBI's taxonomy places the organism in Eukaryota, Viridiplantae, Streptophyta, Magnoliopsida, Rosales, Moraceae. Gene Ontology annotation, cellular component: box H/ACA telomerase RNP complex; box H/ACA snoRNP complex. Gene Ontology annotation, molecular function: box H/ACA snoRNA binding; telomerase RNA binding. The transcript has 4 exons. Gene Ontology annotation, biological process: ribosome biogenesis; rRNA pseudouridine synthesis; snRNA pseudouridine synthesis. The coding region runs from base 126 to 320 and encodes 64 amino acids. The record is from RefSeq and is a predicted model, not a curated record.